This is a messenger RNA of Lycium ferocissimum, 1099 nucleotides long. RefSeq names its product G-type lectin S-receptor-like serine/threonine-protein kinase At1g11330. The coding region runs from base 483 to 1031 and encodes 182 amino acids. The record is from RefSeq and is a predicted model, not a curated record. Gene Ontology annotation, biological process: protein phosphorylation. NCBI's taxonomy places the organism in Eukaryota, Viridiplantae, Streptophyta, Magnoliopsida, Solanales, Solanaceae. The transcript has 3 exons. Gene Ontology annotation, molecular function: protein kinase activity; ATP binding.
AUGCCAGGUGGACAAGAAAUAGCUAUAAAGUUGUUGUCAGAGUGGUCUAAACAAGGAUUAUCGGAGUUCAAAAAUGAGCUUAUUCUCAUCGCUAGACUCCAGCACACAAAUCUUGUCAAGUUGGUAGGUUUUUGUGUACAUGGAGAUCAGAAGAUGCUUAUUUACGAGUACAUGCCCAAUAAAAGUUUGGACUUUUUCCUAUUUGGUAAGCAUCAUAUUUUACAUAACUUUUGCCAUAGUGAGCAUCAUCUUUGAAAAUGCACAUAGUUUUGUGCACUUAGAAGUGAAUAAGAUUCCAAUCUAACUCUUCUAAAACUCUUGCUUGCAUAUUAGAUCCAAAUAAAAGGAGACUAUUAUCGUGGGAGAGAUGUUUUAGCAUUAUUGAAGGGAUUGCUCAAGGACUACUUUAUCUUCACAAAUAUUCAAGGUUGAGAAUAGUUCAUCGAGAUUUGAAAGCUAGUAAUAUCUUACUUGACGAAAACAUGAACCCUAAGAUUUCCGACUUUGGAAUGGCAAAGAUUCUCAAACAGAACGUCCCUGAAGACAAUACCACAAGAUUUGCUGGAACAUUUGGAUACAUGGCACCUGAGUAUGCCAAAGAGGGAAUUUUCUCAACUAAAUCUGACGUUUACAGCUUUGGAGUUUUGGUUCUUGAAAUUGCAAGUGGGAGGAAAAAUAAUUGCUUUCACAAUGAGGGAGGCCCCCUCAAUUUAGUCGAAUAUGCAUGGGAGCUGUGGAAUACAGAGGCUAUAGUAGAGCUCAUAGAUCCAACACUUAGUGAUUCUUGCUUCGCGAAGGAACAAGUGGAAAGGGCUAUUCAUGUGGGAUUACUGUGUGUUGAAGAAUGUGCAGCUGAUAGGCCUAACAUGGAAGAUGUCCUUUCCAUACUUAAUAAUACCAAUAUAGAUUUACCAAAGCCAAAAAGACCUGCAUUUGUCUCCAGAUUUUGUGUGUUUAAUGAAUCCCAGAAGGACCAGACAGGAAAAUAUUCAGAAAAUGGAUUAUCCAUCUCUACGGUUCAAGGGAGAUGAGCAUUUUUACUUGUUAUGUGUACCAAAAAUAGAUGUCCACUUUUACUUGUCCAGUUUGGAAAACCAAG